Molecule: messenger RNA, 1691 nt
Organism: Populus nigra (black poplar)
Lineage: Eukaryota; Viridiplantae; Streptophyta; Magnoliopsida; Malpighiales; Salicaceae
Product: cytochrome P450 81Q32-like
Exons: 2
Coding region: 16-1551 (511 amino acids)
Molecular function (GO): monooxygenase activity; oxidoreductase activity, acting on paired donors, with incorporation or reduction of molecular oxygen; iron ion binding
Source: RefSeq, a predicted model, not a curated record
CACUAUUAUAUAUACAUGGACGCAAGAUUAGUGCAGAAACAGAUUAUCACAACCAAGGAGAUGGAAGACACCAUGAUGUUCUUAAUUCUCACCAUUUCCUUCGUUGUUAUUGCUCUCAGUUUCUUGUUGCAAACAAGAAAGCAAUACAAGAAUCUACCUCCAGGCCCGUUUGCUCUUCCGAUCAUUGGUCAUCUCCAUCUCAUGAAACAACCUAUCUACCAAACCAUCCACAACCUCUCACAAAGAUUUGGCCCGAUCAUGUCGCUUCGAUUCGGUUCCCGCUCCGUGAUCAUUGUAAACUCGCCCGAAGCUGUUGAAGAAUGCUUUACUAAGAAUGAUGUGAUUUUGGCCAAUCGUCCCCCGUUUUGCCACGGAAAGUACCUGAACUACAACUUCACCACCAUGGGAGCAGCCAACUAUGGUGAUCAUUGGCGCAGCCUUCGCCGCAUAGGCAAUAAUGAGAUCUUCUCACCGAAACGUCUCAAUGGGUUUCAAGAACUUCGUAAGAAGGAGGUCAAGAAUCUCAUGAAGAGGGUUUCUCGCGUAUCUGGUGAAAAUGCAGGGAAGGUGGAGCUAAGGUCCAUGAUUUUGGACCUGACGUUUAACAUAGUAAUGACGAUGCUUGCCGGAAAGCGGUAUUAUGGUGAAGACGUGAGUGAGCUCGAGGAGGCGCUGCAAUUUAGGGACAUGAUGAAUCAGUACGGUGAGUUUGCUAAGGAGACACAUCUAGGGGACUUGUUUCCCAUUCUGAGCAAUAUUGAUUAUAACGGGUUUGUUAAGAGAAUGAAAACCCUUAGCAAGAACAUGGAUCUGUUCUUGCAAAGACUGAUUGAUGAGCAUCGCGCUGACCGGGAUCGGAACACCAUGGUUAGCCACUUGCUGACUUUGCAGGAAGCACAACCCCAGACCUAUACGGAUUCAAUAAUCAAAGGCCUAAUUAUGAUAAUGGCAGUCGCCGGAACCAGGACUUCAGCUGCGUCUUUGGAAUGGGCAAUUUGCAAUCUGCUCAACAAUCGACAUGUAUUGAAGAAGGCAAAAGAAGAAUUAGACACCCAACUUGGAAAAGACCACUUGAUUGAAGAACCAGACAUCUCAAAACUACACUACCUUCAAGGUAUCAUUUCCGAGAACUUGAGACUGUAUCCGGUGGCCGCCAUGCUAGUACCACAUGUGGCAUCCGAGCAUUGUACCAUUGGAGGAUACGAUGUGCCACCUGGUACAAUGGUGUUUGCAAAUGCAUGGUCUAUUCAGAGAGACCCUAAGGUUUGGGAUGACCCAUUAAGUUUCAAGCCCGAGAGGUUCCUGAACGGAAAAACGGAAGCAUACAAGCUAAUGCCGUUUGGAUUAGGAAGGAGAUCUUGCCCCGGGGAGGGCCUCGCUUACAGGUUAAUGACCUUGACUUUGGGCUCAUUGAUUCAGUGCUUCGAAUGGGAUACGGUUGACGGUAAGGAAAUUAACGUGGACGAGAAGGUUGCGACCCUCAUGUCCAGAGUUCAGCCAUUGGAGGUUGUGAUGAAAGCUAGACCAGACCUAGACGACAUUCUCGCCUGAGCUACCAAGGAAGUGAAAGGAAUCAAAGCGUUCAGUUCUCUGUUCUUUUCGUUUAUCAAAUAAAGACUGUACAACGAGGAAUUAAGUUAAUGUAUUACGUUAAGCUUUGCUCCCAACUUCCAAUUCGGAGUUUAGAGUUA